AUGGCCAAAGAUAACGCAAGAGUCCAAACAUUGACCGACUUCAUCCCUCAACAUGACAAACUUUGGUUCAAGGUGCCUCAUCUUUUGAGACUGAACUUGCUUCUUCUCAUCCCUUUGAUUUCCUCUUCCGUGUGUGGUUUUGAUGGCUCCCUCAUGAAUGGGUUACAAUCUGUGGAUGCCUGGAAAAGUUACUUUGGCAACCCCCAAGGACAAGUUCUUGGAGCAGUGAACGCUGGUCUGUCUUGUGGUAGCAUCGUCGGUCUGCCACUAGCUGGCUUCGCCGCUGAUAAAUGGGGUAGAAAGAUCACGCUUGCUUUAGGAGCCAUCGUGGUCAUCGUUGCCUCGGCCAUUCAAGCCGGCUCAGUUGACUUGGGAAUGUUCAUCUUCGCUCGUGUGUUGACUGGCAUUGGUAGUGUCUUGACUGUUCAGCCAGCUCCUCUUCUCCUGAGUGAAGUUUGCUAUCCCACACAUCGAGGAAAGUAUACUGCAUUAUACUGGACUAUGUUCUAUCUAGGGUCAAUCAUUGCGGCUUGGACUUGCUAUGGUACCCAGAAGCAUAUGGCUGGGUCAGAGUGGUCAUGGAGGAUUCCAUCAAUCGUCCAAGCAGCGUGCCCUAUAAUCCAACUUACCUUUAUUUACUGGGUUCCAGAAUCCCCCAGAUGGCUCAUUGCCAAUGGACGCCACGCCGAAGCUACCGAAAUCCUCGAAAAAUACCACGCCGGUGGCGAGAAGGACCACCCCCUUGUUAAAAUGGAGAUCGUGGAGAUCUCCGGAAACCUGCAAAAUGAAAGUAAGGCCAAAGGUAGCUGGUCAACCCUUAUUGCUACUCCAGCGAACCGAAAGCGCAUAUUUAUCACCAUUAUGCUUGGGUUCUACUCCCAGUGGACUGGCUCGAGCGUCGUAUCCUACUACCUGACCCUCGUUUUGGAUACUAUCGGCAUCACCAACCCGGAAACCCAGACCUUGAUCAAUGGUAUCCUCCAGAUUUUCAACCUUGCUUGUGCGUUAGUUGCAUCAUUCCUGGUCGACAGGCUCGGCCGAAGAGUUCUUUGGAACUGGUCUGGGAUCGGCAUGUGCCUAUCCUUUGUAAUUUGGACUAUCUGCUCCGCACUUUUCGACAAGACCUCCAGCAGCUCGCUCGGUACUGCUGUACUUGCCUUCAUCUUCAUCUUUUACUUCCACUACGACAUUGCGUACACCCCAUUGGUAAUUGCUUACCCCACGGAAAUCUUGCCUUACAAUAUGCGGUCCAGAGGUAUCAGUGUCGAGCUUUUAGCGAUCUAUGGAUCCCAGCUUGCAUUGUCGUUCAUCAAUCCAGUCGCGCUGGAUAGCAUCGGCUGGCGAUAUUACAUCGUAUUCGCGUGUGUCUCUGCUUUUUCAGUCAUUACCAACUGGGUUUUGCUACCAGAGACUAAGGGAUACUCCCUGGAAGAGAUUUCACAGUUGUUUGACGAUGAGCCAAUCGGGGAUGAGGAAACAGAGGCCAAGGGCAAAAUUCCUGAGAAGGAGAUUACUCAUAUCGAUGAUAUUGGCUCACUGGAUUAA
Molecule: messenger RNA, 1545 nt
Organism: Penicillium odoratum
Lineage: Eukaryota; Fungi; Ascomycota; Eurotiomycetes; Eurotiales; Aspergillaceae
Product: general substrate transporter
Exons: 4
Coding region: 1-1545 (514 amino acids)
Biological process (GO): carbohydrate transport; transmembrane transport
Cellular component (GO): membrane
Molecular function (GO): carbohydrate:proton symporter activity
Source: RefSeq, a predicted model, not a curated record